AAUGCAUUCAUUCCUUUUCAGUUCUCUCAAGCAGAGUGAUAUCUACCCAAGAUAGGACACAAAUUUCGCAGAAAUUAAGUAGUCAUGUGCAAAAUGAGUGAAUCUCGAGAACUCGAGCUUCCCGAAUUCAAUGACGGCGGUGGAAAUGGAGAUGGCGGCGAGAUCAAAUUCGACGAAAUCGGCAAUGAAGCAACAACGACUAGAGAAUCCAGAAAUUCAUCGUUUUGCUGUUUCUUUCUUAGAGUGCCUUUGAAUGAGGCACGUGAUGACCGCGCCAUUACAAAGAUCGCCAAGAAUUACCUCAUCUUCUCCCUUCCCGAGCUCCUCACCCACGCGAACCUCAUUCCACUCAGAACUUUCCUCAGGACUCAGGGCUUGAACUCCCCCAUCACCCUCAUUGCCACCUGUGUUUCCGUCAUCCAUCUCCCAGUCACCUAUUUCCUCGUCACCUAUCUGAACAUGAGGGUGAAGGGGAUCGCCCUCGCCUCGUUCAUCUACUCCCUCAACAUGAACCUUGGCCUUUGCAUCUACCUUUUCUUCUCAAAGGCCGCCAUAAAGCCGUGGAGGGGGGCCAGUCUGGCCUCCCUCUUCCACGGCUGGCGGCCUCUGCUCAGCCUGGCACUACCCAGCGUGUGCCAGGUCUGUUUAGAGUGGUGGUGGUACGAGAUUAUUUUAUUCCUGAGUGGACUGAUGGAGAAUCCUGAGUCCUGCGUGGCCGCGAUGGGCAUUUUGAUACAAACAACGGGGACGGUCUACGUGAUCCCGUUCUCGUUGAGCCUCAGCAUCUCCCAGCGCGUGGGGCACGAGCUGGGGGCGGCUCAGCCGGCGCGUGCGCAGCUAGCGGCGAUGAUAGGGAUCGCGAUGGCGGCGGUGUAUGGUGUGUCGGCGUUUGGGGCGAGCGUAGCGUUGAGGAGGAGGUGGGGGAUGCUGUACACGGCGGAGCCAGAGGUGCUAGAGUUGAUAGCGGCGGUGCUGCCGAUACUGGGGCUGGCGGAGGUGGGGAAUGCGCCGCAAACGGCUGCGUGCGGGGCGCUGACGGGAUCGGCGAGGCCGAAGGUGGGGGUGUGGAUAAACAUAGCGGCGUUCUACCUGGUGGGGCUGCCGUGCUCGGCCGUGCUGGCGUUCGAGAUGAAGAAGGGGUUUCGGGGGCUGUGGAUGGGGCUGGUGGCGGCCCAGGGGGCUUGUAUGGCGCUCAUGCUUUACAAUGUGGCUUUGACGGAUUGGAAGCAUGAGACGAAGAGGGCUGAGGAGCUCACUAUGGCCGCGGUGGAGGAUUCUGCUGGGGCUAAUUUAGUUGACGGAGGAGGAGGAGGAGGCGCGUGACAUCAAAUUUUCACAUUGAGUGUAAAUGUUUUGGACAUACUUUUAUUUUCAGGGAUUUUAUUUUUAUUUUUA
Salvia hispanica is the source of this 1395-nucleotide messenger RNA. The record is from RefSeq and is a predicted model, not a curated record. NCBI's taxonomy places the organism in Eukaryota, Viridiplantae, Streptophyta, Magnoliopsida, Lamiales, Lamiaceae.